This is a messenger RNA of Cydia splendana, 2481 nucleotides long. RefSeq lists its product as uncharacterized. Bases 76 to 684 code for a protein of 202 amino acids. Lineage: Eukaryota; Metazoa; Arthropoda; Insecta; Lepidoptera; Tortricidae. The record is from RefSeq and is a predicted model, not a curated record. The transcript has 6 exons.
AAAAAAAACCGUCGAAACAAAAAACACCUAGUGACAUCAUUCAUCAUUUUGAUUUUUUACAAGAUUUGAAGCAAUAUGGUUAAAUAUUUGUUGUUUUUAGAUCCUAUGCGGGAAGAAGAAGUAAAUAAAUUUUAUACAGCUUGUCAAAUGCACAGAAAUUAUUAUAGAGGAUAUCCUAAAGCUUAUCAUCCAUUGAGCUACUUCAGCAACAGAGAAUAUAACUAUCAAUGCCCUCCUGAAAUGUCUCAUGUUUACCUCGGUUAUCCAUCAUACUAUGUUAAAUACAAGCAGCCGGCAGUUUUGAAUAUUUCUCGGGGCCGAACAAUAGGUUUUCCGCCCCUGCCCGGACGCAGUCUAGCUCCUCGGUACAAUAAACCACCCUAUAAUAAACGUCAAGAUGAAAUUGAAUUGUUUUAUGAGGCAUGCCAGCGCCACAGGAACUACUACAGAGGCUAUCCUAAGGCGUACCAUCCUCUAACGUACUUCCUAGACGCAGAUUACAUGUGGCAAUGUCCACCGGAUCUAACUCCGACGUACCUUAGUUUCCCAGUGUUCCACGUGAAGUACAAGCAGCCGGCAGUCCUGCCGGGCAGCACGGGCCGCACCAGCGGUAUACCGCCCAUGCCUGGGCGGACUCUCGCUGGACGUUAUAAUAAAGCUGCUUGCAAGGCCUUUAUCAGAUAGACCAAUACUCAAGGGUCUGUAUUAUAUCAUCAACUUCAGAUAGGUACCUACCUACAGAGAUCCGCACCAACGGUUCGCCAUACCUGCCUAGCUGGACUCUCGCUGGCCGAUAUAAUAAAACUGCUUGCAUGGCCUUUAUUAGAUAGACCGAUACUCAAGGGCCUGUAUUACCUAUACCCUACCAUCAACUUCAGAUAGGUACCUACAGAGAUCCGCACCAACCGUGGCAUCAACGGUUUGCCAUCCCUGCCUAGCUGGACUCUCGCUGGCCGAUAUAAUAAAGCUGCUUGCAUGGCCUUUAUUAGAUAGACCGAUACUCAAGGGCCUGUAUUACCUAUACCCUACCAUCAACUUCAGAUAGGUACCUACAGAGAUCCGCACCAACCGUGGCUUCAACGAUUCGCCAUACCUGCCUAGCUGGACUAUCGCCGAGAGUUAUAGUGAACCUGCUUGCAAGGCCUUUAUCAGAUAGACCGAUACACAAGGGUCUCUAUUACCUAUAGCCACAUACCAUCAACUUCAGCAAGGUACCUACAGAGAUCCGCACCAACCGUGGCUUCAACGGUUUGCCAUCCCUGCCUAGCUGGGCUCUCGAUGGACGCUAUAAUAAAGCUGCUUGUAAGGCGUUUAUUAAGGCUCCAGUACACAAUGGGCCAUUGCCGGCCACUCCAAGGGACGCAUUUAUGCGUUAGAGGGAGCAAGUGAUAUUGCUAUCUCAUUCUACCGCAUGGCUGCGUCCCUUGGAGUGGCCGGCGAUGGCCCAUUGUGUACUGGGGCCUUUAGAUAGAUCAGUGGUUCCUAACCUGGGGGUAAUUACCCCCGUGGUGGCAAAACUGGUAUUUUACGGAGGUAAUACGCUAACCUAAUAUAACAAUACAACAAACGCACACGUUUUAUUUUUUAAUACCAUUGGGAGGAGGGGUAAAAUCAGGUUCCCUAGUUAGUCAUAGGGGUGACAGGACUGAAAAGGUUAGGAACCACUGAGAUAGAUCGAUGAACAAGGGUCUGUAUUAUACCAUCAACUUCAGAUAGGUACAAACAGCAACACUCUUAACUGUCCAUCGGUGGACCUUAUGCCAUUUGAAAUAAGACUAAUAAGGUUUACGAACGGUCGUUAACUGACGCGGGCGAUAGUACCUACAGAGAUGUCAGAGAUCCGCACCAACGGUUUGCCAUCCCUGCCUAGCUGGACUAUCGCCGAGCGUUAUAAUAAAGCUUAUUGCAAGGCCUUUGUCAUAUGGAAAUAUUAUUUGAAUUGCACCUAGAUGAUGUGGAUCACAAACCCUCUCAAGGCCCCUGUACAUAUUGGGCCAACGCAGGUCAGUCCAAGGGACUCAGCCAUGCGGUGGAAUGAGAUAGCAAUAUCACUUGCUCCCUCUAACGCAUAAAUGCGUCCCCCAGACUAGCCCACGCUGGCCCAAUACGUACAGGGGCCUUCAGAUACAACUAAUUUAAUUCGGAAAGCAAUAUUACCAGUUUAUCCAAAUCUACCUGGCACUAGACAAAGAAAUAUGUUAACAGCUCGCUGUAACGUGCCUCUGUUUUGUGUUGUGUAUCUUGAUUUACUGGACUGUUAAAAUUUGCCGUACAGCGCCAUCUACUUUACACGUGCCAUUAACCUAUUUCUUUGUGUAUGCUCUUACUGAAUCACAAGAUUAUUAAUGUCAGAGAGAUUAUUCAAGGAAUUGUCUCCGUUCAAAAAAAAUUGGCCUCUUAGAUUUCCAGAUUUAAAAGUAUGUAUGGUUUCAUUAAAUAUAAAAAAAAGGAAUUUCUGAAAUAAAAUACAAGCUGUAGGUA